ACCCUUUCAGCCAAUUUACUUAUAAAAAUGUCUGCCGACUCCUCCUUCGAAUUUGAGACAAAAAUAGGCAUAGAAUCGGAAGAGAAAAUUGAAAAAUCUGACAACAGUCACGAUUCUAGUUUAGAAGCUAUCGCUUCCGGAUGUUCUUCCGCCUUAAACGAAAUUAAUAAUCUUGCAUUGUCCCCACAGGAAGAGGUUGAGGAGGGAAAUAAUAAUAAUAAAUCUCCUUCACCGCCCCCAAAUGUGGAGAAAACUGAGGAUGAAGAAAACGAGACUCCAAUCAAUUUUCGAGGACGUGUUGCAUAUCCAUCCAAAUGGCUUUCAACUGUUUCUGCUUGUCAAUAUUUACCCGAGGAACAAAUGAUUACUACAUGCCAAAUUUUGAUAAAUCGACUUCUUCGCGUUCCAAACAUUGUUUCUGUUAAAUCGCCAGCUACAAUUUGUGGGGACAUUCAUGGACAAUUUUAUGACCUAAUGAAGCUUUUCAAAUGUGGAGGAUCCAUUUUAGAGACUAAUUAUGUUUUUCUUGGAGAUUAUGUUGACAGGGGUUAUUACAGCCUAGAAACCGUCACCUAUUUAUUCCUUUUGUUACUUAAACAUCCAGAACGGAUUACUCUUCUUCGCGGCAAUCACGAAACUCGAAGAGUUUCCCACCAAUAUGGUUUUUAUGACGAAUGUCAACAGAAAUACGGCAAUUCUGUUGUUUGGACCUGGUUUUGUCGUGUUUUUGAUGUCCUCCCAAUUUGUGCAUUAAUUGAUGACCAAAUAUUUUGUGUUCAUGGAGGGCUUAGUCCAGAAUUGCCUACUUUAGACGCUAUAAUGUGCUUGCAGAGAAGUGUUGAAGUUCCGGCAAAUGGGGCGCUUUGUGAUUUGUUAUUUGGCCGCGAUGUUGUAGAAAAAUUUCUUGAAGUUAACGGCCUUUCACUUAUUUGCCGGUCACACCAACUUGUACAGGAAGGCUUUAAAUAUAUUUUUGACGAUGUUUUGUGCACUGUUUGGUCUGCCCCCAAUUAUUGCUAUCGUUGUGGUAACCUAGCUUCUGUCUUAAAAAUUCAUGGCCCUAGUGGAGAUCGAGAAACUAUAUAUUUUAGUGAGGUAGAAGAAUCAGAAAGGAAACGACCUGAACGUGUUACUGUACCCUAUUUUUUGUAA
This is a messenger RNA of Meloidogyne enterolobii, 1152 nucleotides long. The record is from the annotation of a GenBank genome assembly. Lineage: Eukaryota; Metazoa; Nematoda; Chromadorea; Rhabditida; Meloidogynidae.